AUGGCGAAUGGUGCAAGUGUCAUAAUUGGACUCGUAUUCGCGAUCCUGGCCAGUCUCUGCGCCUGGUUCUUUGCGCCAAAGGGUGAUAAUCAGACUCUCAUCCUCGCCUUUUCAGCUUGUUAUAUUAUGUGGGCUAUCACAUUCCUCGCACAGUGGCACCCUCUUAUUGUGCCUACGAGAUCAGAUAUGCGUCCUGGUCGGGUGCCGGAGUAG
Molecule: messenger RNA, 213 nt
Organism: Talaromyces marneffei
Lineage: Eukaryota; Fungi; Ascomycota; Eurotiomycetes; Eurotiales; Trichocomaceae
Exons: 4
Coding region: 1-213 (70 amino acids)
Biological process (GO): vacuolar acidification; proton transmembrane transport
Cellular component (GO): vacuolar proton-transporting V-type ATPase, V0 domain
Molecular function (GO): proton-transporting ATPase activity, rotational mechanism
Source: RefSeq, a predicted model, not a curated record